Molecule: messenger RNA, 1467 nt
Organism: Onychostruthus taczanowskii (white-rumped snowfinch)
Lineage: Eukaryota; Metazoa; Chordata; Aves; Passeriformes; Passeridae
Product: translation initiation factor IF-2-like
Exons: 3
Coding region: 83-628 (181 amino acids)
Source: RefSeq, a predicted model, not a curated record
UCCCGGGAUCCCGCCGGGAUCCGCACCCCCCCAGCCCGCUGCCUCCUCCCUGCGUGAAGCCCAGCGUGUCCUCGAGCCUCGGAUGCGGUCGAGGGGGUGGGGGGACGGGACGACGACACAAAACGGCACCCGCCUCGGGAGCCCCAUCUGUGCCUCAGUUUCCCUGUCAAGCUUUCCCCGUGGGGUUCAGAGCCCCCCACCGAAAAGCGGGGGACAAGCGGGUGCAAACGCGCUCGGGAGAGCCCCCUCCGCCCUUGGUGCGGGAAGGGAUGGGGAGCCCGAGCAUGGCGAAUCGGGAGCCCCAACUCCCAACCCCGCCCCACAGCAUAAACACGGGGAUCCCCAGCCCAGUGGGAAUGGGGGCCGUGGGAAUGGGGAUCCCGGGUGGGAGAGGAGGACACUACCAGAGCCGCCAGACCCCCAGGAUCAGGGUGUGGAACUCCCGCUCUGGCUUCACCCUGCUGCAGGUCCCAAGUGUCACCCCAGCCUGCACAGGUCCCACCGGCACGGAUGCAGGUCCGGGGAUCCGUCAAUAAAUCAGGAGUGGCAUUCCUUGGAUGAGAACAUCACAGCAGUCAGAUGGACACACACAGCCUCAGAACCCAGCCCUGGAGCUGCUGGGGAAUAACUGUAGGUGCCAAGGAGAGGCAGCAGUGUGGGCUUCCCGCAUUUCCAUCCAUCCUGUAGUUUUCCCUUGUUCCCGGCCUGGAGUGGAUCAAUCGAGUGCUGUGCCUCCUGUCUCUUCCUGGGAACCUAGGGAGCAGCCACGCCGCAUCCCAUCUGGAGGGUGUCUGAUGGCAUCAAUGGGAAUAAAGUUCAUGCAGGCAAGUAAAUAUUAACCUUUAUUCCAUGGUAGUGGAAUAUUCCACACCAAAGACACUGAGAUAAACCCCACUCCAGCUUUUCCCUGGGAGGUGCUAGCAGCAAAUGGUAUCAAACUCCCAAAGUUGAAGAUUUUGGGGGGUUAAGGCACCAAGAUGACCCUUCACACCCUGCGUAACCCUGAAAUCCCAUUUCUCUCCAUCCCUAGCAAUUGCAGCAGCCUGCCCUCAGAGCAGCAUCUGUGGGCAUUCUGGAGCAUCCCUGUCCUCCAGGGAAGGAGGGGACACAGUGGCCAGUGCAGGUGGCACAUGGGGCUGGGGUCCUGCCCAUGGAACAGAGAUGACUGAGACUCAGCUGAGCUUGGGGACAUGGCCACUAAGGGACCUGCUGGAUCCCUGAAUGAAUUGGGUGUUAUUACCCUGGAGCUGCUAAUCCGAGGUACACUGACAGCUCUAAAUCCCACCAGAAAUCAAUCCCUCUGCUCUUCCGCUCUGCACUAAUCCCCACAAUAGCACCCAAUCAAUAUCCCAUUUACUGCUCUGUAGUUUCCCCAUGCAUAAAUCCCACUCAUCACCCAGGAUGCAGCUGCAGUGCCCAAGUGGGGCAGGCAAUAUGGCAGGGCAGAGAAUGCUGUGGGACAGGGAA